GCUCCGCUGCGACAGGCUCUGGAACAAUGCCUCCGCCUUUGUCAUCCUGUACCAGAGCUGGGUUCUUCUCCGGGAUGAAGACCGGUGUGCUGUCUUUGCUGCUGUCAUCGGCUUUGAUGCUGUGUUUGGCAGGGCGAUGUUCAGUGUCCUGUGCUGGACAGCACAGGCUGCCAGGGUCGGUCUCCCCGCAUCGCUACAGCGACCCCUACGUGGAGCGUAUCAGCUGGCUCGGGCCUCAUGCAAUUGCAUCAACCAGAUGUCAGUGACAGCACUCUGGACCAUAUGGGCCCCCAGCUACAUCCUGGUCAUGCUAAUGGCGGGGCUCCUCCUCACCCUAAUCCCCGCUCUGGCCCAGGACGAGAACAUAGCCACCCAUCACGACCGCAACCUCCAGUGCCCUCGUAUGUUGCUCCGGUUGUCUCUGGACUUACUGUAUCAGGGCGUUUGCAAUGGUAGCUGUGUGAUCCACAGGAACAUGUAUAGACGGCUCUCCACUGAGCGGGCUCAAGCAGCAUCGUUCCGGGCCCCAGGCAGGGGACGACCACAUAUGGAGGACAACUCCGAUGAAGAACUGGUGGACCCUCUCAUCUCCGAUGGAGAGUCUGUGCACCCGGACCCCAACGAGCCCAGACGAGGACCACCGCCUCCCAUCCCGGUUUUCCCGCCACAGCGCACCGAGGCUAUCCAACGCCUGUCCUGGCAGAUUUCCUCGACGGUGGCCUCCCUUCUCCAGUUGAAUGGCACGGUGAUCACCUACAUCCCCCGCAACUGGCAGGAGCUGACGAGGAUCGCGGUCGUCAUCCGACAGGGCACACCUGCGGACAGUCUCCACCCGGACCUCCUCUACGUUAGCGACCGCGGCCCCAGUUCAGAAGAAGGAGAUCACCGAGGAGCUCGCCCAGGCACCACUGGCGGUGUCAGGGAGAGCAGAGCCACUCGGCUUACUGAAGCGGAACUGGACGCCAUGCUUGAUGCGGCCGACGAUAUGGACCUCAACCUGGACGAGAUCCUGGCGGACACCGAUGACGACGCCGCGGAGGAGAUCCCAAGGCCGACGGCUGCCAGCUCUUCGGCACCCCCGCCUCCCGCUCCGGCUACCAACUCCUCCGCCUCGCCGAAGCCGCGUGCGGGCACGAGCAGAAAGUGGGAGGCCUACGGGGUAUGGAUCCAGCAAGCGCGUUGCCUAGUGCAGUCCCUUACUUUCGCGCACUGGUUAAGCAGCAUGCGCUCCUUCUCCCAAGGUACCGGAGCCCGCCGCCCUCCGCUGCGCGGUCGGCUUGCCGAGCACGUACAGUUCCAGGCGGAUCUCCUGACUGCCCGGGUCCUGGCCCUACUCAUCACAGUUGACGCCUGCAGAACCCACGGCCACUCGACCUUCGACCCGACACAGGAAGACCGUCCCGCCAAGGCCCGACACAUUCAGAACUACAAGCCGUCCGGGUCCCAAGUCCCGGAGUUGUUGCCCGUCGCCGAGAACUUUGAAGACAAUUCUCAGCUGCCAGAGGAGCGACGCAACAGACUGAGGGUGGUGUCUUGGAACGCUGGAGGCCUGGCCGGCCACACCUAUAGAGAGGUCCUCACAUGGUUGCAAGGCGAGCAUGAGGACAAAAGGCCGGUAGACCUGUGCGUCCUCCAGGAAACCGGGUGGCAGGAAGACCUCGAGUUUACGACCUCCCAAGAAGUCGCCAACGCUGCAGACUGGCAUGUGAUCCACUCAGCUGGAGAGGGCAAAGACAAAUCAGGCGUGAUGUGCUUGAUCAGAAAGACUCUCCUUCCUGCUGACAGUAUCAGAACGGCCACCCUGGUCCCAGGUCGUCUACUACACGUUCGGCUUCUCACCGCGGUGCCCGUCGACUUCCUGUGUGUAUACCAGCAGGCAUGGAACCUGCAGAACACCUCGCUCAGGGGCCCCAAUAAGACUGAUGCUCUGAUCAGACUACGCAGGCGGAUAUGGGACAAGGUCGACAGAUGGCUGGGAUCCAUCCCACAGCGCAAUGGCUGCGUCCUCAUAGGGGACUUCAACUCGUCAGUCAGUGAAGAGCAGCCCAUCUGCGGAGCAGGACUCCCACAGCCAGAUGCACCAGGUCAUCCAGACCAAGGAGCACUCAUGGAGCUCCUGCGGGCCCACAAAUGCUGUGCAUUAAACACAUGGGGCAGGCAAGGCUCGGCCAGCCGCACAUAUCUCCCCCCUGGUGCUACCUCUUCCAGGCUAGGCACCCAGAUCGAUUUCAUCAUCACUCGUGGGAGCAUGACGGACACCGUGUCUAAACAAGCCUCAGCCUUUGAUGCACCGUUUGUUGCAGUCAGCGGUUGCCGCCAUCGACCCAUCCAAGCCUACCUGCCAGCCCCUCGGAGACCUACUACGCAGCAGGGCUCUCGCAGACUCCAGCCACGCCAGGUGCAGCAACUACUACGACAGCCUGCAUUUCAACUUCGACUGCAUCAGCAGGUCCGAUCGUCCUUUCAUGCAGAAGCCGCCCCAGACUGUCUUGAUGAGCUCCUGAUUACAGGAUGGGAGAAGGCCGCCCGGACCUCUCCACCGGCAGCUCAGCACACUGGAUCAGGCUGCGCAAUAGACCACGAUGGCCCCCUCGCAUGUCAGGUCAAAUGUAUGUGGUCUCUUCGCGACCUUCUGCGCCGUCUGGGUGAAGACAUCCAUACUUGGCGGCAGGGACCCCCUCCUGCUGGUGCUGUGUUCCAGGCCUGGGCGACAGCGACCAAGCUGCAGACUCAUACCCGAGCACUCCGCAAGGCAUGCAGGAGCCGCAAGAUCGUCGCCAUUGCGGAGGCUGUCAGCUCAACCAACAUACACCAAGCUGCCCGCCGCUUUGCUCCCAAGGCACCGCGACGCCGACUGCAACUUCGGAAAGCGGAUGGCAGUUUGCAGACGCAUGAAGAGGAGCUACAUCAAAUCAGUGAGUACUUUACCAAGCUCUACGAUGGGACCCCAGGGACUCACCGCCCGCGCCUCACACAGGACCUUCAGAUCUCCCGGCACGAGCUGCUGGGAGCCCUGCUCAGGCUGCAACCCAGCAAGGCCAUGCCGUCGAACAGUGCACCGGCGGCAUUGUGGAAGCACUUUGGUCAGGAUGUGUUGCCCCUCAUGGAGAGGCUCUUUGCACAACAUCUGGUUGCCGGAUGCCAGGCUCUCCCGGACAGGUGGAACCAGUGCGAUAUGGCCCUGCUGCCCAAGCCCAACAAGUCACUGCAGUCACCGGCACAUCUCAGGCCCAUAUGUCUCCUCUCGUUCCAAGCCAAGACUCUGGCAGCAGUUCUUGCAGGCCGCAUACAACCCUAUGUCGCCGUUUACCUGACCGACACACCACAGUUUGCCUAUGUGGCCCAGCGCUCACUGUCUCAAGCCUUGGAACGCGUCAUCAGCCACUGCGCAGCCGUGAGGACCCUGGUGCAGCAGCAUGUGCAGACACCCCACACACGCCGUCAGGGACGACCCAACCUCAGUCUCUAUGGUGGCUGUCAACUGUCACUAGACAUCACAUGUGCAUAUGAUCAUGUGCCCAGAUGGGCCCUGGAAGCAGCCAUGAGGGACGCCCACAUCCCCGAGACCUUGAUCCAGGCUGUGCUUCUCAUACAUGACCAAGCCUUUGUCCGCAUAACGCACUGUGGGCAGGAGACCUCAUUCAAGUUGCGGAGAGGUCUGCGACAGGGGUGUGGCCUCGCGCCAAUCCUCUGGACACUGUACUCAGGCUGGGUCCUUAAACAGAUGCACAGCCCACCGAUCCUAGAUGUCUCCAAAGCAGCCACUACCUACGCGGAUGAUCAACAUUAUGCAUGGCUCAUACGCAAAGGCCAGGACCUCGAGAACGCCUACCAGGCUAUGAAGCACGUCUUCCGGUGCCUUCUUGACAAUGACAUGCAGAUCAGCGUGGACAAAACAGUGAUUCUGCUUGAGCUUCAGGGACCGCAGGCCACCAAAGCUCUCACCAGGUAUGUGGUACAGCGGCCCACGGGGCCCCACAUGAAGUUCGUGAUCCAAGGCGCCAGCAUGCUGAUCAAGCUGGUGACCCGGCAUGUCUACCUAGGAGCCGUCAUCACCUACCGACGUUUCGAGCAGGAGUCCUACCGACACCGUCUCAAACUGGCCAAGAACUCCUACACGAGGCUGGGGAAGAUUCUACGCAACCACUCGGACUCCCUCGACCAAAGGCCCCAGAAAUGGCCCAAGCCGGGCCCCAAGGGCACACAACUCAGCGGCCGUCGAGGCGGCAAAGGCCGGAGACCCCAACAGUCACAGGGUGCCAACUGGGACCGCUCCAACGACUCCUGGAACGGCAGCGAGUGGGCGCGCAGACAGCCCCAAGACCCACGACGGGAUCAACGGCGACCGCAGAGGGGGCAGAGGCAGGAGGACGACCAGUCUCAACAGCUGGCCGAACUGAAAGCCAUCGUCACGAUGCUCACCUCGCUGGUGUUGAGGCAGGAAGUGCAAUUGAACAUAUGCCGCCAAGACACAGCGUAUGUAAUCUUCCUCCAGACUCAAGGAGAAGACAGCUUGGCGAGAUCACUAUAUGUCAUCGGAGAACAAUGGCAUCGCACGAAGUCGGAGAGCCCGGACCAGCUCAAGGCCCCGCUGCGCGUUAUCAUGUUCCAACAUUUCAUCGAAAUGACGAAAACGCGCUUCACCAAGAUGAUGGAGACGCCAUCGUCGCGAUCCCAGGCUCUGGAGAGGGGCCUUCUCACAGAGGCACCGGCGAUGAUCCCGGGUCUCCGAUGGGACCCCAUCGAGAAGCGCCAUGUCAAGGACCCCCGGGUGACACCCCUGAAGCCCGAAGAGGUGCUGGAGGCCAUGGACCGCCUCCUGAUCUUGAGCUCUCAGGAACUGGUGAUCAACAGGUUCCACGGCAUGCGCAAGCUCAGCGAGGAGUAUGCCUCCCCCAGCAUCGGAAUGUUUCUGGAGUUGGGACUCCGCACGGGGGCAGCCAACGAGGCCUGGAACUUGCUGCACAAGCUCAGCCAGUCUGCUGCCUGGAUGGCCACGGGCGGCUAUCUCCGGCACGAGCAUCUCCACCUGAGCGCCUUGGCGAAGCGCCUUGCAGCUGUGACGAAGUGA
Symbiodinium sp. CCMP2456 is the source of this 5071-nucleotide messenger RNA. NCBI's taxonomy places the organism in Eukaryota, Dinophyceae, Suessiales, Symbiodiniaceae. The record is from the annotation of a GenBank genome assembly.